Messenger RNA from Magnolia sinica, 3532 nucleotides. RefSeq names its product probably inactive leucine-rich repeat receptor-like protein kinase At3g28040. Gene Ontology annotation, molecular function: protein binding; protein kinase activity; ATP binding. The record is from RefSeq and is a predicted model, not a curated record. Gene Ontology annotation, biological process: protein phosphorylation. Bases 342 to 3365 code for a protein of 1007 amino acids. Lineage: Eukaryota; Viridiplantae; Streptophyta; Magnoliopsida; Magnoliales; Magnoliaceae. The transcript is spliced from 2 exons.
AUUAAAAAAGCAGACAGGAUUUUUGGUCGAUGGUGUGUUUUCAGCUCCUGCUCUAGUUGUUGCUUUCCUUCCACAGCAAUAGCUGGCUGAAUGAGAGAGAGAGAGAGAGAGAGAGAGAGAGAGAGAGAGAGAGAGAGAGAGUUAUGGGAGUUCUUGGCUUCUGAUUCUUGAGUGUGUUGGUGUUGAGAGAGAGAGAAUGAUGGGAGUUCUUUGUUUUUUUAUUCUUGGGUGUGUUGGUUGAAUGAUGGGAGUUCUUGGUUUUUGAUUCUUGGGUGUGUUGGUUGAGAGAGAGAGAGAGAGAGAGAGAGAGAGAGAGAGAGAGAGAGAGGAAUAAGAAGAAGAUGAGGAAAGCAUUUCUUCUGUGCUGGCUCUUGUUUCCGUGGAUUCUUUCCAACCAUUCCUGCAAUUCCAGCAGCGUCUCGCUCCAACUGAAUGAUGACGUCUUGGGGCUGAUCGUCUUCAAAUCAGGCCUUCAAGAUCCCACUUCUGCUCUCACAUCAUGGAACGAAGACGACAACACGCCUUGCUCGUGGGCCCAUGUACAAUGUGACCCCGUCAAUGGCCGCGUCUCCCAAAUCUCCCUCGACGGCUUGGGCUUGUCGGGAAAGAUCGGAAGAGGCCUAGAAAAGUUGCAGAAUCUUCAGGUCUUGUCUCUCUCCCACAACAAUUUCUCUGGAAAUGUCAUCCCUCAGCUUUCACUCUUCCCCAGCCUCAAAAGGCUGAAUCUGAGCCACAACAGUCUCUUCGGGAGGAUUCCUGUUGAUUUAGGCAACAUAACCUCCACCAUCAGAGUCCUCGAUCUUUCGGAGAAUUCUCUCUCCGGGCCGAUUCCAGAGCAACUGUUCAACAACUGCCUUUCUCUUAGAUUCAUCUCUUUGGGAGGAAAUUCCUUGGAAGGGCCUGUUCCUCACACAUUGCAGAAAUGUAUGUCCUUGGGCAGCCUUAAUCUGUCAGAUAAUCAUCUAUCAGGCAAUCCCGAUUUCACUAAUGUGAUCUGGCAGUUGAAGGAGCUUAGGAUCUUGGAUCUUUCACACAAUACAUUCUCUGGCCCAAUUCCAGAAGGACUCCUGGCCAUACACAACUUGAAAGAAUUCUACUUGCAGGGAAAUCAGUUCUCAGGACCGUUGCCAUCAGAUAUUGGAUUGUGCCUGCACAUGAAGCGCUUCGAUUCUAGCAAUAAUCUGUUGAUGGGAGCUUUGCCCGACUCGCUUCAGCAGAUUAAUUCACUGGAAUUCAUCAGCUUAUCCAAUAAUGGUUUCAUAGGCGAUUUCCCCUAUUGGAUCGGAAACAUGAACAGCCUACAAUCGUUGGAUUUUGCAAGAAAUGGAUUCAGUGGGGCCCUCCCAUCGUCGAUGGGUGAUCUGAAAUCACUGAAUUCUUUGAUCUUAUCGCAUAACAGACUGGUUGGAGAGAUCCCUGGAACACUGGUUUACUGUACCCAGCUCUCCAAAAUCAAGCUAAACGGAAAUAGCUUGAAUGGAAGCAUUCCACCAGGACUGUUUGAUCUUGGAUUGGAGGAGGUCGACCUGUCAUCAAAUGAAUUCAGUGGUUCUAUUCCUCCUGGUUCAUCCCGGCUGUUCGAGUCCCUCCAAUCGUUGGAUCUCUCAAAAAACAAGCUCACGGGCGUGAUCCCUCCCGAGGUGGGCCUCUAUUUCCACUUGAGAUACUUGAAUUUAUCUUGGAACAAUCUGCAAUCGAGGUUCCCCCCGGAGCUUGGAUAUUUCAGAAACCUGUCGGUGUUGGAUCUCCGUAGCAGCUUGCUGUACGGGUCAAUCCCGGAGGAUUUAUGCGACUCCAACAGCCUCUCUGUCCUGCAAUUGGAUGGGAAUUCGUUAAGCGGCCCAAUCCCAGCUGAGAUUGGAAACUGCUCCAGUCUCUACUUACUGACCUUGUCUCACAACAGCUUGAAUGGUCCAAUUCCAAUGGCAAUGUCAAGGCUACAGAAGCUCAAGAUUCUCAACUUGGAAUUCAACAGCUUGAGUGGAGAGAUACCACAACAGUUGGGUAGCUUGGAUAACCUUCUUGCAGUGAAUAUUUCCUAUAACAGGCUUGUAGGGAGACUCCCCAACGGCGGUGUAUUUCCAAGCUUGGACCAAAGCGCAUUACAGGGGAAUCUAGGCCUUUGUUCCCCCCUCUUGAAAGGACCCUGCAAGAUGAACGUCCCAAAGCCAUUAGUCCUCAACCCCGAUGCUUAUGGCCUCAGAAAUGGCGGUCAUGAAAUUGGUACUUCUGAUUCCAUGAGAGUCAGGCACAGUAAAAGAUUCCUCAGCAUUUCUGCAAUUGUUGCGAUCUCUGCCGCUGUUCUGAUAGUUAUUGGAGUUGUGGUGGUGAGCCUGCUGAACGUUUCUGCUCGGAGGAGGAUAGCGUUCAUCGAUCAUGCCAUGGAUAGCAUGUUCUCGAGUUCUUCGAGAUCAAGGGGUCCCGCAUUGGGGAGGCUUGUCCUCUUCCAUCCCAAUAACGAUUUCAGAUGUGAAGAUUGGGUCGAUAAUGCGGAAAUCCUACUGAACAAGGCUACUGAGAUAGGGAAAGGAGUGUUUGGAACUGUUUACAAAGCGUCCAUCGGAGGUGGGAGGAUCGUGGCCAUUAAGAAGCUGAUAACCUCUAACAUAAUCCAAUAUCAUGACGAUUUCGAUAGAGAAGUUCGAAUUCUGGGGAACGCAAGGCACCCGAAUCUGAUGACAGUGCAGGGCUACUACUGGACUCCUCAGUUCCAGCUCUUGAUAUCUGACUAUGCUUCCAAUGGAAGUUUGCAUGCCAGACUUCAUGAAAGAUCAUCAUCUACACCUCCUCUUACAUGGGCUAACCGUUUCAAGAUUGCGCUCGGCACAGCAAAGGGGCUUGCUCAUCUGCACCAAUCGUUCCGUCCUCCUAUCAUACACUACAACCUCAAGCCGAGCAAUAUCCUUCUUGAUAAGAACUGCAACCCAAAGAUCUCAGACUUUGGAUUGGCAAGACUCCUACCAAAGCUCGACAAGCAUGUGCUUAAUAGCCGGUUUCAGACUGCGCUAGGCUAUGUCGCACCAGAACUAGCGUGCCAGAGCCUGAGGAUCAACGAGAAAUGUGACAUCUACGGUUUUGGGGUGAUGAUUCUCGAGCUAGUGACAGGAAGGAAGCCGGUGCAGUAUGGAGACGACGACGUCGUCGUGCUGUGCGACCAUGUGAAGGUGAUGCUGGACCAAGGUAAUGUGUUGGAUUGUGUGGAUCCAAGCAUGACUGAGUACCCUGAGGAAGAGGUGUUGCCUGUUCUGAAAUUGGGUUUGGUUUGUACAUCCCAGAUACCCUCUAGCAGGCCAUCUAUGCCAGAAGUAGUUCAGAUACUACAGGUUAUCAAGACACCAAUUCCAGAGAGGAUGGAAGCUUUCUGAAAAAAACAACCUCCCAUGCAAAAUUAUCAUUGCUUUCUCAAUUGGGAGAAAGAUCAUUUGAGGAAAAAAGGGCAGACAUUGUAUCUGUUGUGUGCAUCUGUUCUUCUUCAUGUAACAAGCUUUUCAAUUGAUUGUUAUUGUCAGUUGGGGUUUCAUGUUCCCAUUCA